Messenger RNA from Chionomys nivalis (European snow vole), 1389 nucleotides. It is a transcript of the gene Tmem221, whose product is annotated as transmembrane protein 221. Lineage: Eukaryota; Metazoa; Chordata; Mammalia; Rodentia; Cricetidae. Bases 1 to 693 code for a protein of 230 amino acids. The transcript has 4 exons. The record is from RefSeq and is a predicted model, not a curated record.
AUGGGUCGCUCGUACGGAGGCCGGGUACUGUCCGCGAUGACCCUGCUAGGCAUCCCAGCCGCCGUGCUGGUCGUGCUGGCUGCACAGCUGCUGUUCCAGCUCCAGGCGGGGCGUGCCGAGCUGCGAGGUGUGCGCACCGACUGGCUGCACGCGGAGCUGGACCCCGACGCAGGGCUACCGGAAGCUGCGGCUGGGGCAUUGCUGCCGCUGGCGACUGCUCUGGCCGCGCUGGCGCAAGUCUUCGGGCUUAGCUGCCUGCUACUCGCCGCGCUCUGCGGACACCUGGGCGCCGAGCUGGCACGCGGCCCGGGGCCAGGCAGGUCAGACUGGUUUCUUUAUGACUGCCGUCUCCUCAGGCACUCUGCACUUGGCCUGUUCUGCUGUGGGGUCUCCGUCUACUUAGCAGCACUGGCCAUUUAUACCCUGCUGCUCUUCGAGAUCGAGGCAGGGGCAGCGGCCGCAUCUAUCCUGGGUUCAGGCGCCCUGGUCCUGGUGGCAGUAAUGACUCACACCCUACUCCGGGCCCUUCGGGCCACUCGCCGGGGUCUCCACGAGCUGUCCCCACCAGCGUUUGAAGAUGAGCCCGCCCGGCCUUCAGAAGACUCCAAAACUGGCUGCAGGGCUCAGCCCCAGCAGGAUGAGGAGCCCGAGACGUCAGUAGGGGCUGUGACUCACCAAGGUCCUCAUUCCUGAGCAUCAGGGCCUGGACUGGCUCUCAGGUCCUGGGACCCCACUCCCAUGUUCCUGGAAGAAGGUUCAAGUCUUAGACCUCCGCUUCUUGACACUCCCUGGGGAGUUGUGGAUGUUUGAAAUUCGUGUGUGUGGAGCUCAGAGCAGCCUAAGGCCAGGAGCAUUCAGGGAUGGCUGGAGUCUCACCAUGAGCCCAAGACUGAGUGGGUCUCGCUGCUGCGCCUGUUUCCUUAUCUGUGACAGAGACGGGAGAAGCUGCACACAGCAGACCCUUAGUACAUGUUAACCAUGUGUAUUGUUGCCCUGCCUAUUUAACAAAGGCCACUUAAGAAAGAAGAGGCUUCUUCUGCUCCGAGCUCCAUGCCUAACCCUACUCCUGGCUCACUUGCGUUCUGUGACAAAGUACCUUGAUACAAUCCGCAUGGGAGCAAGGGCUUGUCCUGGUGACAGUCAGAAGCAGAGAGAGAGAGGAAUGCUGCCUCAGGUCGCUCAGGCCGCGGGCUGCUCCCACAUUGAGGAUGGGCUGGCCUGUCUCAGCUAACCAGCCUAGAGACUGCACCCUCACAUGCCCGGAGGCCGGUCUCCAAGGUGAUUCUGGAUGUGUUGCCGGCACUUGUGUGGAAGCAGGUGACUGCCUCCCAAGGGAACCACUGAGGCCCACUCAGCCCAGAGGGCUCCAUCCCUCUCCAGAAUGUACAG